AUGCAUUACAGCUGCAGUGUUCUGGUCCUUUUGACCUUGCUCCUUGUAUCUCAGCUGCAAGCUCAGACCGAAUACAGCGAUACAAAUAUGACCCUUACUUCCACAGCUCUUGAUGCACAUAUUUGGGGAAACCACAGUCCUUCGUUCUCCAUGUGGGAAAGGCCCAAGCCCCCAUAUCAGACCUGCUUCAAUCUCGCCGAUGUGUUUGGUAAUGUCAGCAGCCCGUGGGACUACACAACCGAGAACGCGGCAUAUUACAACCUAAAAGGCAAUUUUACAUCCUUCACAUACAAGCAGCUCAACAGAACCGAUCCUGAAGUUGGUAAAACCGCUGCCAGACUUGUCAAGAUCUGGCCGUUGGAGGAUUGUCGCGAGAGUGACGGUCUUCCUUGGUAUGGAUUCAGCUGUCAGGACAACGGAACAGCAUUCGGCAUUCCUGGCGGGAUCAAGAGUUUCUCCAUCAUGGAUAGAGCCGCACCUAACAACGAAGAUCAAGAUCACUGUUGGACUUGGGCCAGGGAUGGUCAUUCGGCGGCAUCGACAAACUUCAAGGGCUGCUUUGCUGCAAUGACGGUUGCUGUGUUGUCUGCGAUCAUCUUGGUAUUGUAG
Molecule: messenger RNA, 609 nt
Organism: Aureobasidium melanogenum CBS 110374
Lineage: Eukaryota; Fungi; Ascomycota; Dothideomycetes; Dothideales; Saccotheciaceae
Exons: 2
Coding region: 1-609 (202 amino acids)
Source: RefSeq, a predicted model, not a curated record